AUGCGAAUUUUGUGGCAAAGAGACUGGCCACGUCCUCUCCUCAUAUUCAUAUUAUUUCGGUUAUCUUUGUGCCAACUUCGACAUAUCUCACCUUUUGAACUAACAGUUAACUCUGGGGCAAUUCGAGGGGAACGAGUGAUUAUUAAAGGAGAAGAUUAUACUGUGUUCAAAGGUAUUCCUUAUGCAAUGCCUCCUGUAGGAUAUCUUCGUUUUCAGAUGCCAAAAGAGCCAGCUAAGUGGAGAGGGGUAAUGAACGCUACACAGUUCAGUGCACUAUGUGUACAACGUAUGGAUUCACUUGCCACCGAUCCAGAGAGACAUACAGCUCAUUUUUCUGAAGAUUGCCUAUAUUUGAACGUAUUCUCACCAACUCCUGUGAGAAUUUUCAAUAUAAAGUCAUUUUUUUUGGUUCCCAUGAUUUAAGU
This is a messenger RNA of Strongylus vulgaris, 425 nucleotides long. The record is from the annotation of a GenBank genome assembly. Lineage: Eukaryota; Metazoa; Nematoda; Chromadorea; Rhabditida; Strongylidae.